GUCCUUCGUAUUACCCCGUCGUAGGCAGCAAACAAUAACUCAUAUAUUUCACUCAGCCAUUCACAUUUACCCACUCUUUUCACAGCCAAUCUUUCAAAGAAACCAACAACACCAUGUCACUCAUUCCAAGCUUUUUCGGUGGUCGCCGCACCAACGUCUUCGACCCCUUUUCAUUAGACGCAUGGGAUCCAUUCCAAGGCUUCUCAUUCUCUAAUUCACUGUCUAAUCUUCCUUCCUCUGCUUUUGCCAACACUCGCAUCGACUGGAAGGAGACCCCACAAGCCCACAUCUUCACAGCCGAUCUUCCUGGAAUCAACAAACAAGAAGUCAAAGUUGAGGUUCAAGAAGGCAGGGUUCUGCAGAUCAGUGGAGAGAGAAGCAAAGAACAGGAAGAGAAGAACGACAAAUGGCAUAGGAUUGAACGAAGCAGUGGGCAGUUCGUGAGGAGAUUCAGGCUGCCUGAGAAUGCCAAAGUUGAUGAGGUGAAAGCCAGUAUGGAGAAUGGAGUUCUCACGGUGACAGUGCCUAAAGUGGAAGAGAAGAAGCCUGAAAUAAUUAAAUCAAUUGAAAUCACUGAUCACUAAAGCUCUCUGUGUUUGUGUGUUUUGUCCAAUCUGAUCUUAUGGUUGAAAGUGUCGUUUGGUUCUUUAGUAAUGAAAUAAAAAGGCAUGUCGUCCCUUUCAGUAAUUAUGGUUGUGUAGCUAAUUAUGAGGUAAAUAUAUUGUAUUUUAAAGCUUCAAGUUCAAACUGUUUGAUGUAAAAUUCUUUGGAAAAGAAAAAGAAGAAAGUAUAUAUUAAUAUUAUGUUUACAAAUGGCA
Molecule: messenger RNA, 818 nt
Organism: Cucumis sativus (cucumber)
Lineage: Eukaryota; Viridiplantae; Streptophyta; Magnoliopsida; Cucurbitales; Cucurbitaceae
Product: 17.3 kDa class I heat shock protein
Exons: 1
Coding region: 114-584 (156 amino acids)
Biological process (GO): protein folding; response to hydrogen peroxide; response to salt stress
Source: RefSeq, a predicted model, not a curated record